Molecule: messenger RNA, 2092 nt
Organism: Conger conger (European conger)
Lineage: Eukaryota; Metazoa; Chordata; Actinopteri; Anguilliformes; Congridae
Gene: foxf2b
Product: forkhead box F2b
Exons: 2
Coding region: 426-1577 (383 amino acids)
Biological process (GO): regulation of transcription by RNA polymerase II; animal organ morphogenesis
Cellular component (GO): nucleus
Molecular function (GO): RNA polymerase II cis-regulatory region sequence-specific DNA binding; DNA-binding transcription factor activity, RNA polymerase II-specific
Source: RefSeq, a predicted model, not a curated record
UGAUGGCCACCAGGUCGAGGGCAGAGCUGCAUUCCGAGCGACGCAGAACCGCUGUCUUCUUGGAGUAAACCUCAUAUCGACUAGACGGGGAAAAGUCACUGCACACCACAGUAACGGGUUAACACGAUUGGAAACCGACCUGCGCUCUCGCCGAGGUUUUUUUUUUUUUUUUUUUUCUAAUAGCAACAUUCUCGCCAUUUUCAGGACACGGACAUUUUCAUCCGAACGGGAGAGUUACUCUCUCCCCCCUUUCGACCGCUUCUGGGUGAAACAGCCUGCGACGUCCAGCGGUCAAGUGGAGUUUAACAAGGCACUCUUUCUUUUCUCGUUACUCAAAGGUCCAUUAUUUAAGACAGAAUCUCUUAUUUGUACACCCCUAUUUUCCUUAAUCGGCUCAACCGUUUUUUUGAGCGCGCGGACAAGACAUGACGACCGAAACUCCGCAGCAGCAGCUGGACCCAACGCCACCUUUGAGAUCAAGUCCGGCAUCUGGAGUUCUGCACACCGCCCUGAUGAGCGCGCAGUCCGUCGUGGAGAGCGCAGCGACGGCAGCCUCUUCGAAAGGCAAGAAGGCGAACUCCGGACUGAGGCGCCCGGAAAAACCGCCCUAUUCCUACAUUGCCCUCAUCGUGAUGGCAAUCCAGAGCUCGCCGACAAAAAGACUGACCCUGAGCGAGAUUUAUCAGUUCCUCCAAGCCAGAUUCCCGUUCUUUAGGGGAUCCUACCAGGGCUGGAAGAAUUCUGUCCGGCACAAUCUGUCUCUGAACGAGUGUUUCAUCAAACUGCCUAAGGGCCUGGGAAGACCGGGGAAGGGGCACUACUGGACAAUUGACCCGGCCAGCGAGUUCAUGUUCGAGGAAGGCUCGUUUCGCCGCAGACCUCGGGGAUUUCGGAGAAAAUGUCAAGCGUUGAAGCCCAUGUACAGGAUGAUGAACGGUAUCGGGUUCGGCACUUCCAUUUUACCUCAGAGCUUUGAUUUCCAGGCGCCCUCGGCGUCCCUGGCGUGUCACACCAACGGCUACAACUUAGACAUGAUGACGAAUUCAAUGACAGGAGGCUACGACGGCCUCAGCGGCGGCCACCACGUCCCACACAUGUCCCCCAGCCCGGGAUCCACUUACAUGGCCAGUUGCCCGGUAACGUCCAAUGGAGAUUAUGGUCCGGACAGCAGCAGCAGUCCCGUGCCUUCUUCCCCCGCAAUGGCGAGCGCCCUUGAGUGCCACUCGCCCUACGCAAGUACCUCUGCGCACUGGGCAUCCUCUAGCGGUUCGCCGUACAUCAAGCAACAAUCACUGGCUUCCAACAGCCCUGCGUCCUCCGGUUUACAUUCUAGCAUGUCGUCGUACUCGUUGGAGCAGAGCUAUCUCCAUCAGAACGCCAGGGACACGGCUGACAUUUCAGUUGGGAUACCUCGAUACCAAAGCCACUCAUCUCCAGUGUGUGACAGAAAAGAUUUCGUUUUGAACUUUAACGGAAUUUCCUCUUUCCACCCGUCAGCGAGUGGCUCGUACUAUCACCACCAUCAUCAUCACCACCAUCAGAGUGUCUGUCAAGACAUCAAGCCGUGCGUGAUGUGAACGACAGCGCGUCCAAGUGCGUAAUUAGUAGGCUAAUGGUGCCAAGUAAAACAGACAAAGAAAAUAUAAAAACAAAGAGACGUUUUCAGUAUAUUAAACGAUCUAUAGACGAGACAAGGCAGUGAUGCGAUGAACACAAAUAAAAAUGACCAGCAAUAUGACUGAGUUAUAAGCAACACACACGAGCAUAAGCAAUAGGACACAUAAAGAGGAAACGCGUCGGUGUUUCUCUGCCUGCAAACCACUUCGCAUUUUAUCCAUUUACGGUUCCAACAACCCAUAAUGUAUACUUCUUUAAAAGAAGUGGGGGAACAGCGUGUAACAUUCAGUCGUCAACUAGGCAUAUGAAUCUUUGAAAAUAUAACCUAUAUUCAAAUGUAUAAAAGUAAAUAUACACGUACACAAAGCUUUUUUAUGAUAAAAAAAAUACAAUUUUGCACUUACUGUAUACCCUCCAAGAAUUGCUUCAGUGUUUUUGUUGUUGUAAAGUAUUACAAUAAAACUGUUAUAUUUUA